Messenger RNA from Staurois parvus, 403 nucleotides. The record is from the annotation of a GenBank genome assembly. Lineage: Eukaryota; Metazoa; Chordata; Amphibia; Anura; Ranidae.
CGGCAAUCCCAGUGUUUGCAGUGGUGCUUUUCCUUUUUUCUAUGGCCACUCUGCUACGGACAAGUUUUAGUGACCCGGGGUGAUACCCCGGGCAUUGCCGGAUGAGGCGGCCUUCAUUGAAAUGGAGAUUGAGGCAGCCAAUGGAAACGUGCCACAAGGUCAGCGCCCGCCACCUCGUAUUAAAAAUGUCCAAAUCAACAAUCAGAUAGUUAAGCUGAAAUACUGUUACACGUGCAAGAUCUUCAGGCCUCCUCGAGCAUCACACUGCAGUAUAUGUGAUAACUGUGUGGAGCGUUUUGACCAUCACUGUCCAUGGGUGGGGAACUGCGUUGGAAAGAGGAAUUAUCGAUACUUCUACCUCUUCAUCCUUUCCUUGUCCCUUCUGACAAUCUACAUAUUCGCC